Macrobrachium nipponense is the source of this 4370-nucleotide messenger RNA. RefSeq names its product peptidyl-prolyl cis-trans isomerase FKBP8-like. Lineage: Eukaryota; Metazoa; Arthropoda; Malacostraca; Decapoda; Palaemonidae. The record is from RefSeq and is a predicted model, not a curated record. Gene Ontology annotation, cellular component: membrane; cytosol; endomembrane system. Bases 110 to 1180 code for a protein of 356 amino acids. The transcript is spliced from 9 exons. Gene Ontology annotation, molecular function: protein folding chaperone; protein binding; peptidyl-prolyl cis-trans isomerase activity. Gene Ontology annotation, biological process: protein folding; negative regulation of apoptotic process.
AUCAGUAGUUAUAUGUAUCCCGUUUUCAGUUUUGUGGUCAGCCUAGUUUCAUCUCUCAAAAUUUUGCACAUCAUUCUAUACCAGGAUAUAUUAUAAAUGAUCUGGGAAGAUGCCAGAAGUAGAGCAGUCAAAGGAAGUGAAGGUUGAGAAGGUGGAGGAAGUGGAAGUUGAAGGCAAGACUGAAGAGCUGCCUGAUGAGUGGCUUGAUGUUCUUGGAAGUGGAGGUUUAAAGAAAAAGGUAUUGAAAGCAGGCAUUGUUGAUUCUAGACCAGUUAAAGGAGACACUGUUAUCAUCCAUGCAAAUGGAAGACUGGAAGAUAACACAGAAGUUGACAAGCACACACAGCUGAUGUUCACCAUCGGAGAUGGUGAGGUAAUUACUGGCCUUGACAUGAUUGUGCCGUUAAUGGAUAAAGGUGAAGUCGCUGAUGUCUUUAUUGAACCAAGGUUUGCAUUCGGUGCCAAAGGGUUGCCUCCCAGUAUUCCAGGAGACACUAAUCUUAUUUAUAAGGUUGAGUUGCUGGAUUUUGCCCCAGAAAAACCCCCAGCUGAGGUCCCCAUCGACCAAAGGAUAGUCAUAGGGAAUCGUAAACGUGAGCGUGGAAAUUGGUGGUUCAACAGACAAGAAUAUUCUCUGGCUAUCCAGUGCUAUAGUGCAGCCAUUGAUUACUUAGACGAUGCAGAGGAAGAAUAUGGGGAGGAAGUUAGACCGGAAGUUCAAGGUAUAUUGGAAGAACGGUUGAAAGCUCUCAACAACAUGGGGGCAGCGCAGAUGAAGGUAGAAGCAUAUGAGGUUGCUUUGAAAUCUUUUGAAGCAGUUCUGAGAUGUCAACCUAAUAAUGUCAAAGCCCUGUUCAGAAAAGGAAAGGUUUUAGGCCUACAGGGGAAAUACAAAGAAGCGGUUGUUGAACUAAAAAGGGCUCUAGAAUUGGAACCGGAAGCUCGACCCAUCCACCAGGAGCUGGCCAGAGUACGAGAAAAGAUGCGGGUGGAAGGAGAAUCAGAAAAGAGCCUCUAUAGGAAAAUGCUUGGCCUGAGGAACCAGAGCCCUGAGGAAGAAACAAGAUACCCUGUCCUCAAAGGUUAUCACUUCAAGACAUGGCUCAUGGUAUUCUUCCCUCUCCUCUUUGCUCUUCUAGCAUACAGAUACAGAAAGGAAGCUCUGCAGUUGUUCCAGUGACAUACCUAGUGGAUGUUAGGUUUUUACUAUAUUUCACAUGCAAUAAAUAUAUAUUCUGUAAAUAUUUUUGUAAAAACUUACUAUGAUCAUAACUAGCAAGCUAAAGUAUAGAUAUUCAUGUACUCUAUUGUCACUAAAUGGUAGUACAGAACAGUAUUCAAAAUAUUUAUAACUGGAAAUGUUAGGUAUACAAAUAUUUACCAUAAAGCAGUAUUUAUUUGAGGGGUUCCUAGGGUUAUGUAUAUUGCUCUUCAUUUGAAAAUGGUGAAUGGAAAUGAGUGGGAAAGGGUGAGAGCAAAGUAAAAGUCAAGAUGAACAACUUUGGUUUUUACUAUUUUUUACAUGGUCUACAAUUAUGCAAAGUUCCCUGAAAUUAGGUUGACAGCCAAAUUAAUUUUUUAUGGUUAUAACUUAAGUUAUAGUAAAUUCUUAAUUACUGUUAAGCAUUUUAAGUUAUUCUGUUUUUUCAAGAUAGUAGUACAGUACAACUGUAUUAGAGUGGGAACAUGAGGUACUUCAGCUUGUUCAUCGCGUUAUAAGUUACAGUAUCCAAACGUAAUAUACUUUACAUUCACCUGCAAAGAGCCAUAAAUACCUUAUAUCUUUGAAGAUGUAGCAGCUAAACAUGUGCUCUCUACUCAUAGAAUAACAACAACAAGGAAGAAUUAUUUUUACUUAUUUAUUGGCAUACUGACACACUGCAUAGAUGACUCUCAGUAUGUUAAAAUAGUUUUUCGACUCUAGUCGCUGUCUCGUCCUCAAGGAGUUACCUUUUCCAUGGUCUAUCUUGAGCUCCAUUUUCACAAGACUAAUGCUAAAGAGUUCUCUUUUAGCUGGUCUUGUGACCAGGUAUUGUGUCGUAAUUAUAAACAUUAUAAUGUGAUAGUGUAUAAAUGGACUUAGGAUAAGAAGGCACUUUCUGUUAUCCUCAGCAAAUGCUAAAUCCAGUAUACCUAUGUCUAAAACCAGCAAGAAGUGGCUAUGCGUCAUAUUGUUUACAUAUAACCAAUUGCAGACCAAGAGGUCAUUACUUUCUGUUGUGUUUUUCGUCAGUAAAGUGGGAGGGUUUUGAGAACACAACAGUGACUACCAAAAGCAGAUUUUUCUUACGUCAAAACCUGUUUUUUGAUAGUGUAGUUGCUGUCUUGUCCUCAAGGAGUUUUACAAAGAAAUUGACAGGUGACGAAAAGCUAUAGAAUUUUAAUCCCAACAACUCAAAAACAGUUCUGGGCCAGGGUCAAGCCACAAGUUUUAAGGCUGCAUUCUUUAUUCCAAAUACUUUUAGGUUUGGUAGCAAAGAACAAGAAACGAAGUGCGUACUUAAGUUUUUAGAGUGAAGUUCUGUGGUGACUUCCCUAAGCAUACUCCGUAUGAUUGCAAGACCAGCUAAAAGAGAAUUCUUUGACAUUAGUUUGGUCACCAUGAAGCUCUGGAUAGACCAUGGAAAAAGUAAAUCUUUGAGGAUUCAACAGUGACUACCAAAAAUAGGCUUCUCCUACAUCAAAACCUGUAUUUUGUGUGCAAUGAAAGUCUUGCCAUUCAGGUCAUUUCAUAAAUUUUCUCACUAAUUACUGACUAUUGGAUGACUUGAAAAAAAUUCUGUCAUUAUUCUUCUUGUAAAUGGUAUUUUUCAACUGUCCAAAAAUUAUAGUCUGAACUUUUAUUAUACGUAUAAAGCUCAGUUGACUCUGAUAAGGUUUUACCAUGAUGUAGUUGGUUUUUUAUGAUGUCAGUGGAUUUAUGUAAUUUCUUUCCUUAAACCUGUAUGGAGAUAGUAAUUGACAGUCUCUGUUCCCAUGUACAGUAAUCCAUUGCAAAUAUUUGACACGUCAUUAGCACAAACAUUGUUGAAUAUUUUAUUUCAUUAGCAUAUGAAUUAAUUGCCUUGGCCAGUAAGUUUACUACAGUUGCAAAGGCCCUAUACAAACUCGGUACUACGUAUAAGGCUGUGUAGAUGCAGAAGGAAAUUACAGCUCAAUUUAAAUGAUUGCUGGUACGUUACCAGGAGUAAACCUGUAGCAUUUGGUGCUUAUCCAGAUAUAUUUUUUAUUUUUGUUUCAUCUUUUGACAUUAAUGCAUAAAUAGCUUUUUUUUUUUUUUUUUUUGCCAAGGAUUAGGUUUUUGAACCCGACAAGGAAUUGCUUUUCAUUUAUGCAUGUCCCAGCUACCCAAGCAUAUCAAUCUGUACUUCUGUAAUCUCUUAACAGAGUUCAUAAACCCAAUUUACUGAAUAGCACAUGUUAGAAAUGAUAAAAAUAUAUAUUUAAGACAAAGGAAUUGAAAUUUUUAUAAACUAACUUUGGCACCAAACCCUGUGACCAGAAAACCUCUAAUUAUUACUCAGGAGUAACUGUGCAAUGUUGGAAGACCACUGCACAAAGCCGUAAUUUUAUUUUAGUAUGUAAUUACUACCUAGUAUACCAUUGAUGAAAAAUAAUUAUACUCUAUUCAGUUGGGCUUGCUAAUUGAUCUACCUUAGUUGAUUUUAUAUAGAUUGUUUUGUGUUAUCAUCAUAUAGCAACAAAGGAAAACACUCAACUUUGAUUUUCUGAUGAAAAUGAAUAUAUCCACAGCUUUGGUAUGAUAACAAUAUUUAUAAGUACCCAUUAACUUGUUUGAGAUUUUGGAAAUAUCUAUCAAAGGAAAACUAAAUUUAAAUAUAUUUGCUAAAUAACCUAUUGAAAGAAGAUUUUCCUAAGCUUGUUUAUCAAUUAUUAAUUUGGAUUGGUGAGAAAUUAUGCAUCCAGUCAAUUUCUGUAUUCACUGUAGAUGAAAAGGUAAACAAGGAUCAUAACUUCUGUUUGUUAGAUUAUUUCUCUGCAAUCUACUGAGACAUCUCUACUGCAUAUUAAAGUUUUCUGCUUUCAUUAAUAUUAAUGUCAUGGUCCUAUAUGGUAGGGUAACUGCUGUUUCACCAUGUGCAAACUCCUUAUUCAGAUCUAUUUUCAUUUUGUUAGCAGGUUGUUUUUGCCUGUUUUAUGCUUGCAAGUGUGUGCCAAUUUAAAAAUGGUUUUGAAGCUAUUAGAGUAGUUAUGCAAAGGUAAAUAUAUUUCCAGUUAGUAGCCUCAUGUUAGCCAUACAUUAAACUGUGAGGGGAAAAACAGUACUGUAAUACUGUUUCAUUUUUAAUUCAGGAAUUUUUUCCUGCUCUCUCUCUCUCUCUCUCUCUCUCUCUCUCUCUCUCUCGCUC